Molecule: messenger RNA, 612 nt
Organism: Mytilus trossulus (common blue mussel)
Lineage: Eukaryota; Metazoa; Mollusca; Bivalvia; Mytilida; Mytilidae
Exons: 2
Coding region: 49-612 (187 amino acids)
Source: RefSeq, a predicted model, not a curated record
UAACAGAAAGUUUCAGAACCUGUUAGAGAAGUGAAAGUAGAUGAAUUUAUGAAGGAUGAAUUUCCUCGAAGACAACCCCAUGAAAGUUCAGGAUCCGCAUCAUCUAGUCGAUCAGAGAGUCCUGAUACAUGGAGACCACCAGGUAUACCCAUAUCAACUCCUGACUCAAGUUGUGAAGAUAAUGAAAUACAUGCAUCUGGAGGACCACAUCUACCCCUUAGAAGUAUUGGAGAACAUACGUCUGAGGAGAAUGAAGAAACUGCUCAUUCUGGAUAUUUACAGGAGAAAGGGAGAGAAAUGAGAGAAAGCAGUACAAUCAGUAACGAAGAUAAUGUUGAAAUCAGUGAAGAUCUUGAAAUGGAAGCCACCCUAUCGUCUGCAACUGACACUGCAAAUAAUAAUGUGACUGAACAAACACCAUCACAAGAAACCAUGGAAACAGAGCCGAAUAUAGAGGAAGAUAACUCAUGGACAUGGAACACAGAUAAUUCUCAAACAUUUAGUUACAAGAAUAGGUCAUCAUCAACCCUGGCUGUUACAGAGUCAGAUGUAAUUAAACCUCAUCCAUUUACACUGCCAAGCAAAAAAUCUUGCAUGUUCUUGGAUAUUUAA